Cyclopterus lumpus (lumpfish) is the source of this 4784-nucleotide messenger RNA. Its product is annotated as zinc finger FYVE domain-containing protein 1-like. Gene Ontology annotation, molecular function: zinc ion binding. The record is from RefSeq and is a predicted model, not a curated record. The transcript has 11 exons. Lineage: Eukaryota; Metazoa; Chordata; Actinopteri; Perciformes; Cyclopteridae. Bases 938 to 3295 code for a protein of 785 amino acids.
AAUCUGAUCAGCUGAUCUGACCUGGCAACAACAUAACGUAGCUAGAGAACUCUGCUCGGGAGGGGGUCCGAAGAACAAAACAAUGACACCGCUCAGAAGGACUCAAAUGCAGUAGCACUUGAACAAAUACGUUUUAAACCGAGCUGCGCUGAUUGAAGUAAAAGAGUCCGCUGAUGACAUCGACUUGUGGUUGUUUGUGUUGAUAUGUUGUUAGAGCUCAGUUGACAGACUUGAGGCUAGCUGCUUGUUUGCACGGCUAUGAGCUUUUGGGAAUCGUUGGCCCGCUAAUCACAGCUUUCUUCGUCUGAAGAAGUCCAGACUGCCCUUCGUCACCAGCUGGCUGUAAACUAAGUAUUAUUGUUUGAUGCCACAUUCUCUGGCGAGUUUACCAGCGAGCUACUGUGUGUGGGUCCGUUUGCUAGCUAGCUUGUUGUUAGCAUUAACGUUUGCACAUUCAUCCUUCAGGGAGAGCUCAUUGUCUCGGUCGGUACUGUGUCCCUGAAACGACUCACGCUCAUAUUGUUGAGACUUUUGUUGGAUAACCGUCGAUAUAACUUAUGUUAGGGAUCAGCUAACUAAAUGCUACAUUUGGUUCAGGAACAAGCUAGCUGCUGGUGGUGACAACAUAUCGGGUGUAACUCAAGGAGACAGCUGUUUCUGCUUCAUUGCCUCACUGUUUCUUACACUAAAUAACAUCACCAAUACCAAGUGCUUGUAGUCCUCUAGUUUGAUAUACAGUGUUAUUGUUGAGUUAUUUUUUUUAGUCAGUGGAUCACCAGCAUUGUUACCAUGCAGCUGUUGUAAGUUUAUUUUGUUGUUGUUGUUGUUGUUGUGUGUUGUACAAUAUUCCUUAUCUGCUGUUGGAUAUAGCUGGUACUGUUAUCAGGGCGAUUACAAUAAGUACUGCUCUGUUUUCACGUUUUCGGUGUAAGAAACGAUGAGUGGGCAUGGCUUAUCUUCAGAAAAGGGAGUAUAUACUAGCCUAAUAUGUCAAGAGAGUUAUGCCUGCGGUGGCUCUGAGGAGGCUGCUUUUGAGUGUGAUGAAUGCAAAAGCUUGCAGUGUGUCCGUUGUGAGCUUGCGAUCCACAGACAGGAGCGUCUGAAGAACCAUGAUCGGGUUCAGAUAGGACCUGGGCAAGUCCCUUACUGUGACAACUGUAAAGGAGGUAAUGGAGACAAUGGCAAACGCCAUAGAUCUGUGGUUCGCUGCCAGACCUGCAAAGUUAACAUGUGCCAAGACUGCCAGAAACGCACCCACAGUGGAGGCAGCAAGAAGAAACACCAGCUCAUAUCUUAUCCUCCACCACCCAAACCUGCCGAGGUCAGCUCUGUCCAGACAUCUGUGCCGCCCGCUGUCCAAAUAAUCGAUGAGACCAAAUCUCAGAGAGCCAAACUUCUGGAGAAGAUUUCCAGUUUUCUCUUGGUUAAUGAGAAUGAAGAAAUGCAGAUAAAAGAUGAAUCUUCAUUUAUAGAGAGCCUCAGCUGUAAACCUGACCAGCUGCUGAAGGUGGUGUCCAUCUUUGGCAACACAGGGGAGGGCAAAUCUCACACCCUGAACCACACGUUCUUCAUGGGCAGAGAAGUGUUCAAAACUUCUCCCGCACAAGAGUCCUGUACGGUGGGUGUCUGGGCGGCGUUUGACCCCUUCCGUAAAGUAGUCGUCAUCGACACAGAGGGGCUGCUUGGGAACAGCUCCAAACAGGGCCAGAGAACCCGCCUCUUGCUCAAGGUGCUCGCCAUCUCCGACCUCAUCAUCUACCGCACCCAUGCUGACCGGCUCCACGAUGAUCUCUUUAAGUUCCUCGGGGAUGCCUCGGAUGCUUACUUGAAGCAUUUCACCAAGGAACUGAAAGCCACAACCGCCCGCUGUGGCCUGGAUGUCCCUCUGUCCACCCUGGGCCCUGCAGUGGUCAUCUUCCAUGAAACAGUCCACACUAAGCUGCUUGGUUCAGAUAAGUCUGAGUCAGUAGACCGGCUUCUGUCGGAGCGCUUCAAGAAGCUUUCCCGUUUCCCAGAGGCCUUCAGCUCUGUACAGUACUGGGGAACGCAGACUCUUAGCCCCCCGACAGACUUCCGUGGGCUGCAGAAUAAGCUGGAGCAGCUCCUGGAUAACAACGCCACCCGUUCCCCACGCACCCCUGUGGUCAUCUUCAAAGCCCUGCAGGCAUUGAGUGAGCGCUUUAAUGGAGAAAUUGCAGGGGAGCUUGUAGCCCACAGCUGCUUCUUUCCUGAUGAGUACUUCACCUGUUCCAGCCUGUGCCUCAGCUGUGGAUCUGGCUGCAAGAACUGCAUGAACCACUUAGAAGAAGCAGUGUGCCAUGAGGCAAAGCAUCGCUGUCGUUAUUCUGUUCAGUUUGAUAAUCGCAUUUACACCUGUAAGGCUUGCUAUGAAGGGGGAAAGGAAGUGGUAGUUGUCCCUAAGACCUCAGCCUCAUCAGACUCUCCAUGGAUGGGCCUCGCCAAAUACGCCUGGUCUGGGUACGUCAUUGAAUGUCCCAACUGUGGAGUGAUCUAUCGGAGCCGUCAAUACUGGUAUGGGAACCAGGACCCUGUGGAUACAGUUGUCCGCACUGAGAUCCAGCAUGUAUGGCCAGGGUCGGAGGGCUUUUUAAAGGACAAUAGCAAUGCAGCUCAGCGUCUUCUGGAUGGAGUCAACCUAGUGGCCCAGUCUGUGUCAGAGCUCAGUGUCAAGCCGGCCAAGGCCGUCACCUCUUGGCUGACAGAUCAGAUCGCCCCAGCCUACUGGAAACCCAACUCCCUCAUCUUGGUGUGCCAUAAGUGUCGCACAGUCUUCCAGGACAACGACACCAAGCAUCACUGCCGUGCCUGUGGGGAGGGCUUCUGCGACGGCUGCUCUUCCAAAGCUGUGCCCGUCCCGGAGAGAGGCUGGGGUCUUGCCCCUGUCAGAGUCUGUGACGUCUGCUUCGAACAGAGAGCUUCAUACGCAGAGGUGCUUGAGGCAGAGCUGGAGGAGGAAGAAGGUGGAACCCUGGCCAGGAAGGUUGGGGAAGCAGUCACCAACACUAUUGGAGUAGUGGUCACUGCUAUUGACAUCCCACUUGGCCUCGUGAAAGAUGCCGCUCGUCCUGCCUACUGGGUGCCGGACCAGGACAUCCUGUCCUGCCACAACUGCCAGCGCGAGUUCUCUGCCAAGCUGUCCAAGCACCACUGCCGUGCCUGUGGCCAAGGAGUGUGUGCCGAGUGCUCCCCGGAGCGUCGGCCGGUUCCAUCACGGGGCUGGGACCACCCUGUGCGCGUCUGCACCAGCUGCAACCAGAAACCUGGGGAACUUUAACACGGAAGGCCUUCCUUCCUCAGAGCACUGGAGAGAACCGUUCACUCACUCAGCUCGCAGUCUGUCACUGCUUUACCUCCGUUAAUGUAAAGGUUCUGUCUUGUUUCUGUGGAAAGGAAGUAUUUAGGCGUACAUAUAGGACGCUUAGCUGAGUUCCUGUGGCCUUUGUAGAACAGCCGGAACAUGUGAGUUACUUGACUGAGUGUGAAACCUCCCUUUCCAGAGGGAAUAUUUUGAUUCUUAUUGACACAAGUCCCUAAUUUUGCGUUAAAUGAGGCUGUUGAGCUAUUUUUCUACUAUCAGAAAAUAUAUAAAAAAAAUGUAUCAUUUAACGAGUAUUAGUUAGUUGAGAACCCUGUGGGGUUGGUGUUAUUAGUUUUCAGCAAUUCUUAUUAUUGAGCAUUGUUUUUCUGAUGUCGCACGUGUAAUGGCAAGGAGAUAUUUUAUAUCCGUGCAGGUAUAACUGCAGGUUCCAUUGCAUGCUCUAUUGCAACAUUUUAGUUUUUGCACUAAGCUUUUUUCAGCUGUUAUAGGCUGUUGCUUACCAUGGCCAAAAUCCAGAUAUCCAGAUGAUCAACUAGCCCCAAACUGAGCUGAAAUCGACCCCAGUAGGUCUAGAUUGUGGAUAUCUGGUUUGCCAAAUAUCAUUCAGGUCACUGUGUCUGUGUUGGUAUAAUGUUUAGAUUUUAUCAUGUAAUUUGUGGAUGUAUGACUACAUAGAACUAUGUUAGAGGAGUGUAAAUUUGAAACGCAAAAAAAUAUUUAUGUAUUGAAGAUAUAAAAAAAAACGUAACACUCAUGGCAUGGCAUGCAUGACAGUCUGAGAGAUCCAUGGCCUUUUACUUGUUCAGAGGACGGUCUCUGAAUAAACCUCACUAUCUCUUUUACCAAGCGGCAGUUCAGUUCAUCCAUGUUACAAAAUGUAUGUAUUUCAUGUUUAAAUUUGUAUUGUGACACCUUGAUUUUAAUUGUUUUCUGAAUAUGUACAGUUGUUUGUAUGGACAAUGUUUUGCAAAUCUGAAGAAUAUCCCAAUUUGUCUUGAAAGCAGCUUCACAUGUUACACCCACGUCUCCGUAGGCACAGACUGACAGGAUAAGGACAACUCAUUUUAUUUGUGUUCGAGCUCUUCACAGCUUGUUUUUUCCGUUAUUGAUAAUGUAUAUUUUUCUUUUUUGGGUUUUUGUUUGACAUUAAUUACUGUAUGGAUAUUUCUAUACUUUGUAGCGACUGUAUGCAAACCACUCUUUCUCGCCUUAUAGUUUUUGUCCUUUGUCUUUAAGCAUUACACAGAAGAAAUUGAUGAUCGAUUGUGGCAAUGAUAAGAUAUUGAACCAUAUUUAGUGACAGAGAGCUUUACAUGUGCAUAUCAUACAAAGCACAAGGUGAUGCCUUUAACACAUAUGCUUGUAUUUUGGUGUUCAAAAAUAGGUAAAAAGGGGUCUUUGUCAAUUGGAAACGCUUUGUAGAUAAAGUGAAUUCUCCCGUUGC